AACAACAAUUUUGAAGCAUCACAAAGAUCCUUCCUCGAGAUCGCUGCCGACAAAAUCUGCAAAUCUCAUUACUGACGAGCAAGACUCCCUUACUUCAGGGGAACAAAUUGACUGAGGGGGAGAGAGCCGUACGAAUCGGGAUGUCGUCGAACGGUACGGAUCAGUCGCGGAAGCGUGCGGCGCCGGGAGACAACAAUUGGUUGCCUCCUGGUUGGAGAGUUGAAGAUAAAGUUCGAACCUCCGGUGCUACUGCUGGUUCCGUUGAUAAGUACUAUUACGAACCAAUCACAGGACGUAAGUUUCGAUCCAGGACCGAAGUGCUCUACUACUUGGAACAUGGGACAGAAAAAAAGAAAGGAAGCAAGAAACCAGACAACACUGAUUCCAAUUCAGACAAUUUCGAAGGGCAAGGAAGCAAUAAAUCCAGCAGAAAAGCUAAUAAAGAGCAGCCUCCUCCGCCGCCGCGGCCACCAUCGCCGCCGUUGAAGUUUGAUUUUGAGAAUCCGCCGGAGAAGGUAAGCUGGUCUGCUGCGGCGAAAGCAGGAGAGGAAGCUUGGACACCUUUUGUUGGGGACGACAAGGUUCAAGAUUCGUUGAGAAGAGAAUGGUGCACUGCUUUUAACGUUAUCACGACCAAGAACCCAACUAAACUGUCGUCGUUGAGACGAUGAUGAUGAUAAACAAGGUGGCGUUUUUUUUUUUGGUUGUUGCAUCUGUUGUAACGUAGACGGGGAUGGAUGGUAGGAGUUUAUUUAACCAGGUGAUGUUUGCUUGGUGUUCACUUAAGUUAUAGUUAGUUUUGCACUCUAAUUUUUCCUAGCUUGUUUUUGAGGAAUGUGAUAAUGGGAUACACAUAUCUGCGUUUGCGUUUGACACUCUAUGGACAUCGCUUUUUUUUUUGCUAA
Messenger RNA from Raphanus sativus (radish), 905 nucleotides. Its product is annotated as methyl-CpG-binding domain-containing protein 6. Bases 141 to 671 code for a protein of 176 amino acids. NCBI's taxonomy places the organism in Eukaryota, Viridiplantae, Streptophyta, Magnoliopsida, Brassicales, Brassicaceae. Gene Ontology annotation, molecular function: DNA binding. The transcript has 3 exons. The record is from RefSeq and is a predicted model, not a curated record.